Molecule: messenger RNA, 5460 nt
Organism: Lethenteron reissneri (Far Eastern brook lamprey)
Lineage: Eukaryota; Metazoa; Chordata; Hyperoartia; Petromyzontiformes; Petromyzontidae
Product: apoptosis-stimulating of p53 protein 2-like
Biological process (GO): regulation of apoptotic process
Cellular component (GO): nucleus
Molecular function (GO): p53 binding
Source: RefSeq, a predicted model, not a curated record
GUCCGCCUUCAUUCCACACUUUCGUUGCGGCCGAAGGGUCCCCUCCCGGUGCCAUUACGCAUCUUUUUUUAAAAAAUAUAUAUCUUUUUAGUAAAGCACUUUGUUUAAAAAUACAAAUUAGUAUUUGGGUUGUCGCGUCUUAGUUUUAAGCGGGCGGGGACGUGGAUGUUAAGCCAGAGGGCGUUGUGUUUGGAUCAUGCAGCUGUGUCUUAGAGCGACGGACCUGCUGUUAAUACGCGUACCAACAUUCUUCGCCUUUUAGUCGAGGUUAAACAAGAUUGUCUUUCUAAUUAAGCUUGAAUCGAAGAUCAGGGAGAAGAUUCAUACGCUGCGCUCAACAUGAUGCCUGUGAUCCUGACGGUGCUGCUGAGCGAGGGAGACCAGCAGGGUAUCGAGGUGCCGGUCACGCCGGAGACCUGCUGCAGGGAUGUCGUGGACUUCUGCAAGGAGCCCGGAGAACUGCACUGCCACCUAGCGCAGCUGUGGCGAGGAGAUGAGCGUUCCCUGCCAGCACAGGAUAUGAUUUAUGAUAUCCUGCAGCAGUGGGGGGCCCGCCGGGACGAGGUUAAAUUCUACUUGCGGCACGAUGACCCACCCACCGUCGACAGAGACCCAGGUGGACACGGAGGCCGGGGCACGAUGCUGAGACGUGGCAUUGGUGGUGGCCCUCCUGACAAUCGGGAGCAGCGUGUGCAGCACAUGAGGCAGCAGCAGGGGCAGCAGGCAGGCCUCGGUGAAGCGGAGAAGCUGCAACGUCUGCGCGAGCGCGUCGAGAGCCAGGAGGCCAAGAUCAGGAAGAUCCGUGCCAUGAGAGGCCAGGUGGACCAGCCCAAGCUGCUCAACAAUAAUCUCUUGUCGGAGCUGACGGUGAUGAACAGCUUCCUGACGGAGAAGCAGCGGGAGCUGUCGGUGGCGGUGACGCGCGUGGAGGAGCUCACGCAGCAGCUGGAGGACUUGCGCAAGGGCAAGUCCAACGGCUUCUGCCACGCGAACCUCGGCAAGCAGCUGGCCUCGGCGGUGCUUGACCUUGACCGUCUCUACCGCGAGCUGCAGACGAGGAACCGUCUACAGCAGGAGCAGAACCAGAGGCAGCAGCACCGGCGCAAUGGUGCAACGGCCGAGAUGGAGCGACGGAUCAACGAGCUUCGGGAGCAGAUGUUGAAGAAGAAGCUGGGCACCGGGGGCACGGAUUCUAUCGCACCAUCUCCGGAACGGAGCAGAAUCCCCAAUGCCGUGUCCGGCCGCGUGGCGGCAGUAGGGCCCUUCAUUACAAACCUGGGCCCCCCCGAUGGCACCACGGCCUUCAGGACCCCCGGGAGCGAGGCUUACGGCCUCCCCACAACUGCCGCGCGAGAGGGGGUCACACGUUAUGAUUUAAAGCCUAAAGGAUUUUGGGCCGAAUCGGACCUGGAUUUUGCGAACAUGAGUACAAAGCAAGGCCAACCACUUUUUGGGGCCACAGAGACGAGCGAGGGGGCCCGGCUGGGUGGCAGCCAAACCCAGUCCUCCACGCUGAGCCGCGCGACGCUCAGCUCCGCCGACUGGAAGGAGUCGAGUCUCGACGUCCCGCUCGCAAACCAAGGCAGGGCAACGUCUCCCGGCAGCCACGAUGCCAGCACUCUUUCUAUGCUCAGGACAGAAUUCAUUGACAGCUCUCAGCCUCCGUCCAGCAUUAGACAGAGUUGGGCUGGGGUGAGCGGGCAAGGUCAAGUACGGCCCAGGCAGCCAGGACCUCAGGAGUAUGCCUUGCCGAUGGGCGGAACUCUGGACCGGAGACCCAACGGUGGCACGCUGGGGGAACGUUCGGUGGGCCCCGCCAUGACUGGCAAUGGAACUUGGCCUGGGCAGCCGGCGAAGCAGUUCUCCCAAGACCAGCCACGUACUUCACGACAGAUCCAGCAGCGGAUCGUGGUACCCCCCAGCGGGCUGGCUCCCCAGACGCAGCUGCCACCGCGCCCAGCUUCCCCUGCCCUGUCCACUGGCUCCUCGUCGUCCUCCUCAUCCCUCCAGCAGCCCUAUCACCCCCCAAUGCAGCCGCCAUCGAGCACGCUCUUCGCCCAGUCAAAGUCAGGAGUGAGCAGCCCUUACCUGCAGCAGCAGCAGCAGGGUGUCGGCAGCAGUAUCCCGUACACGCAGUCGCAAGUGUACCCGCCAUCCCUCGUCAGUGGCGGCAGCGGCCCAAGACCUCAAUACCAGUUGGGGUCUGGAAGUCCUCUGUCGCAGCAGCAGGCGUCCAGUAGUUGCGGCAGCAUCAGCGGUGGCGGCGGCAGCGGCUACCCUCAAGCGGGCGAAGCGAGGUCGUACCUGCAGCCCGGACCGCAGGGGAUCACCUCCGGCAGCCCGAGACCUUCGUUGCAGUCCGGGGGCGGCGGCAGCAGCGGCCCUUACCUGGAGGCGCGGGCGGACGUCGCCCCCCCGCCGGGCGUCCUGGUGGCCGCCGCUAGGCCCUCGCCCAGCCCGACCGACAGCCUGCAGAGGUCGCAGUCGCCGCGCAAGCAGGCGCCACCGCCCACGCUCGACUCCAGCUCGAUUUACUCGAUGUACACGCAGCACGCGGGCCCCUCCCGCCAGCUGCAGCACGCCAUGCUGUCCGCGCUCGGCAAGAAUCAGGGCCGGCAGCUGCCAGGGGCUGCCCCGGCAGGGUAUGGGAAGCCAGCUGGCAGCAUCCAAAAGCCGCCGGUGAAACCUUUACCAGCGUACGACCCCGCACGGCCCCCUUACAGUCCACCACUGCCAUACGGACUGCCGAUUCCACGGACUCUGCAAGAGGACAGGGAGUUGGAAAUGGAAGGAUUAAGUUCAAGCAUAGUCCCAGCCUUGGGCACAGACGCCGACCCUCCCCGGCCACUGAGCCCCACCAAGCUGAUGCCGAUCAGCAUGUCCCCGCUCCGCGGCCAGAGCGACGCCGACCUGGAGGCGCUGCGGCGCAAGCUCCAGCACGCCCCACGGCCCCUCAAGAAACGCGGCUCCAUCGCCGAGCCAGAGACAUCCGGCACGGGGUUCGGGGGCAGCCUGGGAGGGUUGGGUGGUGGCGGCGGCGGAGGCGGCGGAGGCGUCGGUGGAGGGGUCGCCGCCUCGUUGUUGCAUCAUCAGACCAGCCCGGGACACCUUCUGCAGAAGUUGCAGUACCAGCGCUUGACGCUGUCCGUACUGGAGGAGGGUGCGGCACGCGACUUCGGGCAGAUCGCACCGCCUCUGCCCACGUAUGCGCCGUAUGACUACGGGCAGCAGAAUUCGAGCACGGCUUUUUUGAGCCAGGACUCGGACGGCAGUGAGUACAUACCUGGUGAGCUUGACCCAGCGCCUCAGCAACCACCACCUCCUCCUGCCUCCAUCCCCCUCGCACCGCCUGGAACGCCACCGGGGGACCUCAAUGAUAACGCUCUCCCCAGCAGCCCUGGCAGUGGUACUAGCGUGGCAGCAACGACGCCAUCAUCCACGGAGGAGGAGCAGGCUGAUGGGACCAGCUCCCAAGGAGAAGAGGAGCCAAACAACAACGACUCGGCGGAAGAGGAUGUGACAACGCCCAGUGACAUUGGGGCGGAAGACUCGAUCGAGGACCAUCUGACGCUGCCCUCCCACUACUUAUUUGAGGAUCCGGAGCAGGAGUUCGACCCGGAAGACCUGAAGCCUCCCAUCGUCUUCCCGCCUACCCUGCCACCUAACAAGCGGACAAACCUGAAGAAGCCGGGCUCGGAGCGCACGGGCACGGGCGAUCGUGUCAAGUUCAACCCGCUGGCCCUGCUGCUGGACGCUUCCCUCGAGGGGGAGUUUGACCUGGUGCAGCGCGUCAUCUACGAGGCGGAGGACCCCAGCCGGCCCAACGACGAGGGCAUCACGGCGCUGCACAACGCGGUGUGCGCUGGGCACAUGAACAUCGUUCGCUUCCUCGUGCAGUUCGGCGUCAACGUCAACGCCGGCGACAGUGACGGAUGGACCCCGCUGCACUGCGCCGCGUCGUGCAACAGCACGCAGCUGUGCCGCUUCCUGGUGGAGACGGGCGCCGCCGUGUUCGCCGCCACGCAGAGCGACAUGGAGACGGCGGCCGAGAAGUGCGACGAGAUGGAGGAGGGCUACGAGCAGUGCUACCAGUUCCUCUAUGGCGUGCAAGAGAAGAUGGGCGUGAUGAACAAGGGGGUGGUGUACGCGCUCUGGGACUUGGAGGCGGAGAGCGAGGACGAGCUGACGGUGCGGGAGGGCGACGCGCUGACCGCGCUGCGACGAGGGGACGACGAGGAGACGGAGUGGUGGUGGGUGCGCUUGGACGAGCGGGAGGGAUACGUGCCGCGCAACCUGCUCGGGCUCUACCCGCGGAUCAAACCACGGCAGCGGAGUCUGGCCUGAAGGACGCAGGGGGACUGUAGCCUCAUCCUGAAACCUGGCGACUCGUCUUCAAUGAAGCGUCCUCGCGGAAGCUCUCCGCGUACUUGGCAUCGGGCACCAAAUGAAGCGAAAUUAUAUGCCCCAUGUGAAAGCCGGAGACCGUCUGGCCUUUGUGAUAUUUUCAUGACAACGCAAAUGAUUUAUCAUUCAGUAGCCUUUGUGAUGUUGGCAGUAAUACCGUGUUUUAUUUAUGUGAAUUGCAUUUGUGUUAAUGUCUGUGCUCCGAUGCUUGAUGUGUGCGCACGUGGUGCUUGGCUGGUGGCCACACUGUGCCAUGAAUGCCGGACUCUUCGUUACAGUUUUAACCGGGUCGCAAUCAUUUCCUGCGUGCGGAUGGACUAAGCCAAGUGGACAUUUUGGCAAACGAAUGUGUGGUUUUUACAAUACCCGUUGUACGACGUGUGGCUGUCUGCAGGAGUGAUGAUUCCCCUUGACAAUCUUUAAUUUAAACGUUAACCACAAAAAAGCAGACAUCUGUUCGGCCCCACCUCUUAAAUAAGUUAGCCCAUUGAGUGUUGGUUUUACAAAGAGCUUGUUAGUUUUAUCCACGAUAUGAGCUGUAUACCAAGCCAACAAUUUUGGGAUAACGAUUUAUAAAUAUGCUUAAAUUUAGUACAAUUUCAAGUUAAGUUUAUAAAACCCCUUUGCCGGUUUUUGCGUACUCAUUAAAUAUGCUCACGGACAUUUUUGCCUGUACUAAUUUUUUUUAAUAACUGCUGUUUUCACUUUAAUUUAGCAAAACAUAUAAAUAUAAUGUAAGGUGGUGCAGGAGAGGUUACAAGCUACUUUACCGUACGGUUAUCAAAUAUAACCGUGUCCUUUUUUUUAAAGUACUUGCCACUCUUAAUGCGUGGACCUUUAUUUUAUUCUACACUUUACCUGCCGGGACUGGAAAGUGUGCAUUUUGUUUUUAGCACACGUGUAAUUAUGAAUGGAAUGAAUUGGAAGUAAAUUAUCCUUACUGUUGUUUUAUGAUUGCAGUGAAAAAUGUACAUGCACAUUAAAUGUCUGUACAGCUGUCGUUUAAUACUGCGCAUGAACUGUAAUACAGUAUUAAAUGUACUCUUUGCUUUGUUA